AUGAUCAGUUCGAUGGACACCAGUGAGUCGUCCGACCUGAUCGCUCUUGCUCAGAGGCACUUUCUGACGAUCUCGUAUGAUGAAUCUGUCUUCAUCAUCAGCUACACUCACGACCAGAACUCCUGGAGUAGCGGGGAUGAUUCGUCGUAUCUUCGCGAUGACACCCCUGCCUUGUUGCCGGAUGAGGGCGACGAAUCGGACUGCUCGGAUCACUUCGACGCCCCGGCGCCUCCCCCUAGGCGCUCUCGGAACGGCCGACAGUCCUCGACAUAUCGACACGAGCAACGCAGAAGGGUACCAUACGAUAUACGUACCCCUGCGCGACACGCCAUGGUUCCCGCCGUGAGCGAGGCCUACUCGCCCGUUCUGGCGGGUCAGACCCCUUGGAGUCCCUUCCUGCCCCAAUUCCAACAGAUGUCGCUGUCCUCAUCCUCGCCAGCUAUGCCUUUCAUGUAUGGGCCGGUACCCCAUUUGGAUCCCAACCAUGUCGGUGACCUCACAUACGUGGCGUACUACACCGUACCACGAAUGGGACACCAGACGGGAAUGCCGAUUCCAAGACCCAGUCGAAGACGCCCUUCCAUCAGCGGGUACCAGCGAUCCGUGUCCGCUCGAGAGACUCGUCUGGGUUCCACCCAUCCACAGAACGUGCAACCCAAAGUCGAAACGGAACACCGGUCGCGCAGAUCUAGAGCUACCACACUCUCGCAAGGCUGGCCACCUGCCGACCAUCAACCGACAAGCGGUAUAGCAAGCGGUAGCGAAGGCUUCCGUCCUACCUGCUCUCUACCCCAGGAUGGCCACACCCAGCAGCCUUUUACUCACGAUGUCAUGGCAGACGAUCUUAUGACCUCACACGAAGCACCUGGUCCCGACCCUGUACCGGAAGCCGUCACAGAGGAACCGGCGGAAUUGCCGUCUUGCCGCCCGACGCAGGUCAAGCAGGAACCCGAUAUCAAGUCUUACUGCCCAGGCUACGUAUGGGACGUUCUAGCGUCCAAGUCGAUCGUAGCGAAGUACAAGGAAGACAAAGCCGCCCGGGCAGGCACCAUCUACGAGAAGCCCACGGGAAGCUAUUGCAUGUUGAUCGGGCAAGCUCUGAUAGAAGCGCCGAGCCCUCAUCAGCUCGAUGUGGCUUCGGUGUUCGAAUCCAUCGCCGCAAAGUACCCAUAUUUUACAUUGGAUCCUCGUCUACUCUACAACGGAGUUCGCCACCAAAUCAACGCGAACGCCGCUUUUACUCGGGUCCAAAGACUGCACGGCGAUCCGAAUGCUAGGAUCCGGAAAUGGUGUAUCACUCCCGGUUACGAGUACUGGUUUAUAGACGGACUUGAGAGAGAGAAGCGCGAAAGGAAGCCUCGUCGCACGGUCAGUAAAUCCAGCUCGAUCGGUCCCUUUGAGAUGGAGAUGGACGAUUCGCCCGAGAUCCCUUUGCGAUCGCUGUUCGAGGCGGACGAGCGUAGGCGGGCCGAGACGCCUGAAACCGCGAUCCGGAACAGCGACGUGGAUCGUACUCCUAUGGGUCCGGCCAAUAAUAGGACUCCCCUUGCCAGAGGAUCGGCAGAACGUCCUCCCCGACUCGAUAUGCAAGCCAUUCGUUCGCAUUCCAUGAUGUCCGGGCUCAGUUCCUCGACCGAGGGAGACCUCACCCCUGCGCUCUCGCUCGAUGGUGGCAGUAGCGCUCGUCCGUCACCGUACCCUCUUAACGAAUUGCCGCCAUUGAGCAUCAUGGAGGAGGCUACCAGAUCGAGGAGUCGAGAAAUCGCAAGUCCCGACUCAUGCCUCGGCUUCCCCUCGUCCAACUUUACCGCCACUUCGACGUUCCUGUCUCAACAGAGCAGUCGCGUGCCUCUGGCUGGCAAGACCAACUACCAGCCUUCUUCGACACUCGGCUUUUCACCCUUUGCCAACUCAAAACCGCCCUCGGGUAAAGAACAACACGGAGGAUACCAGCAAUCUCCCGACAUCCAUUCCCCACUACCGCAACUCAGCACUGGCUCGGGUUUGCAGAAACCCGUUCCCAUUCGAUCCCUGUCCGCAUUGUCGAGUACCCGCCCUGGUUCCGCCACGACUUCGGUCUCCAAUAGCACGGUCAGCUCGUUGGCCUCUGCCAUGGAUGUCACCCUGGUCCGCAGUCGCAACGCAUAGAUCUUGCUCCUCUUACUUCGCCAUGCCUUCGCCUUUUCGAUACUUGGACACCUUCGCUUUUGCUCUUCUGUCCCUCGCUUAAUCUUCAUUCCUUUGCCGCCGGUCGAGCUAUUCCUUUCGUCUCUUUGUAGUGCUAUAGACUCGUCUAUGAGAUGAUUGCAAAACGAGACCAAAUCCCUGUCAGAUGCCCG
Filobasidium floriforme is the source of this 2339-nucleotide messenger RNA. RefSeq lists its product as uncharacterized. NCBI's taxonomy places the organism in Eukaryota, Fungi, Basidiomycota, Tremellomycetes, Filobasidiales, Filobasidiaceae. Gene Ontology annotation, molecular function: DNA-binding transcription factor activity; sequence-specific DNA binding. The record is from RefSeq and is a predicted model, not a curated record. The transcript has a single exon. Gene Ontology annotation, biological process: regulation of DNA-templated transcription. Bases 1 to 2148 code for a protein of 715 amino acids.